This is a messenger RNA of Symphalangus syndactylus (siamang), 3204 nucleotides long. It is a transcript of the gene SQSTM1, whose product is annotated as sequestosome 1. Gene Ontology annotation, molecular function: K63-linked polyubiquitin modification-dependent protein binding; protein kinase C binding; zinc ion binding. Gene Ontology annotation, biological process: endosome organization; aggrephagy; mitophagy. The record is from RefSeq and is a predicted model, not a curated record. Gene Ontology annotation, cellular component: aggresome; amphisome. NCBI's taxonomy places the organism in Eukaryota, Metazoa, Chordata, Mammalia, Primates, Hylobatidae.
GACAGCGGUCAUGGGACGCUGACUCACUGCCGGCCAGACCACCUGACCUCCGCGGCGGGAGGAGAGGGCCCUACCAGGGGGUUCCCGCCGCGCCUUGUUUACCUUCGGGAGGCCUUGGCCUCGCGUGGGGGCAGGGCGGCCGCUGGGGCCGCAAGGCGUGCGGGGAAGGGCCAGAGCCGGGGUCUCCACCUCAGCUUCCCAAAGACCCCCCUUCUGUGCCACCUUCUCCCCACCCCCCAGUCUCUUCACCUGCCCCCAGCCCCCGCGGAAACUUCCCGCGAUCCCAAACGGGCCAAAUGGCGAGAAGGCAAAGGAGCUUCUUCUUGGGGGUGAGUGGGGCGCCUUGAGCGCUUCCUCAAAGCUAUGUUCCCAGAGCCAGAGGGCUUUCCUUGUGUCCCUCACCCUGCUCAGACCGGGCCAUAGCGGGGGGCUGGGGCAGGAAAGCCGGCCCUCGGCGGGGGCCACGUGGCUCUCAGGCGCCUGGGCUGCUGAGUCACGCUUGGCCAGCACCCGUCUGUAGGCCGCAGCCUCUGCCAGCACGCCCCUCUGUGUCCCUACCCCUGUCUGCAAGGCAGUGGCUCCAGCAGGCCCUGGGGCAUUUUCCACUCUCCACUGCUGGAUGCAGGGAGAGGCCUGAACCCUCGCCACAGGGCUGCUCUGGGCAGGGUGGAAGCCUUGCCCACUUCGGAGCCCUCCGGGAAGGAUUAUUCACACCUGUGGACCAGGCCCUGCUGUGCGCACACGAAGGAUUAUUCACACCUGUGGACCAGGCCCUGCUGUGCGCACACGAAGGAUUAUUCACACCUGUGGACCAGGCCCUGCUGUGUGCAGACGAAGGAUUAUUCACACCUGUGGACCAGGCCCUGCUGUGCGCACACAUCACCUUCGCACCUGACUGGCCCCAUCCAGCUACUCUUCCCUCCCUCCCUCUGGGUUUCCUCCCCUGGGAGGUUUCUCCAGCUCCUGCACGCCCUGGCCUGAAAUGGCAGGAGUUGGACCCAGCAGGUUCUGACCUGCCCCUCACAGGACCUUGCCUGGGGGCUCCGGAGGGUGACCACUCGUCCUGCCCCUCUCCUUGCCCCAGUUCUGGCGGACAGGUUACUUUGGUGGCAUAAAGCAGUGUUUCUUCGUUCCUAGCUGAGGAGACUGUUGGCUGACCCCCUUGGCUGCCCAUAAGGCCAACGGGCCUGAGCCCCCACAGGGCCAUGGGCAUUACCUGCUGAAUCGAGGAGCUCAUAAGGAGUCACUUGGACCACAGUGAACACUUGGCGACCACUGACACUCAGGAGACCUUAGCUGGUCCUCCAGCACCUCUCAACUCCACUCCUACUAAACUGGGAACUUCUCUGGUGCUCAGGCCAGAGUCGGGGUCCGUCACCGAGGGUGCUAUGCGCUAUGAGGACGGGGACUUGGUUGCCUUUUCCAGUGAUGAGGAAUUGACAAUGGCCAUGUCCUAUGUGAAGGAUGACAUCUUCCGAAUCUACAUUAAAGAGAAAAAAGAGUGCCGGCGGGACCACCGCCCACCGUGUGCUCAGGAGGCGCCUCGCAACAUGGUGCACCCCAAUGUGAUCUGUGAUGGCUGCAAUGGGCCCGUGGUAGGAACCCGCUACAAGUGCAGCGUCUGCCCAGACUACGACUUGUGUAGCGUCUGUGAGGGAAAGGGCUUGCACCGGGGACACACCAAGCUCGCGUUCCCCAGCCCCUUCGGGCACCUGUCUGAGGGCUUCUCGCACAGCCGCUGGCUCCGGAAGAUGAAACACGGGCACUUCGGGUGGCCAGGAUGGGAAAUGGGUCCACCAGGAAACUGGAGCCCACGUCCUCCUCGUGCAGGAGAUGCCCGCCCUGGUCCCACGGCGGAAUCAGCUUCUGCUCCAUCGGAGGAUCCCAGCGUGAAUUUCCUGAAGAACGUGGGGGAGAGUGUGGCAGCUGCCCUUAGCCCUCUGGGCAUUGAAGUUGACAUUGAUGUGGAGCACGGAGGGAAAAGAAGCCGCCUGACCCCCGUCUCUCCAGAGAGUUCCAGCACAGAGAAGAGCAGCUCACAGCCAAGCAGCUGCUGCUCUGAACCCAGCAAGCCGGGUGGGAACGUUGAGGCCGCCACGCAGUCUCUGGCGGAGCAGAUGAGAAAGAUCGCCUUGGAGUCCGAGGGGCGCCCUGAGGAACAGAUGGAGUCGGAUAACUGUUCAGGAGGAGAUGAAGACUGGACCCACUUGUCUUCAAAAGAAGUGGACCCGUCUACAGGUGAACUCCAGUCCCUACAGAUGCCAGAAUCCGAAGGGCCAAGCUCUCUGGACCCCUCCCAGGAGGGACCCACAGGGCUGAAGGAAGCUGCCUUGUACCCGCAUCUCCCGCCAGAGGCUGACCCACGGCUGAUUGAGUCCCUCUCUCAGAUGCUGUCCAUGGGCUUCUCUGAUGAAGGCGGCUGGCUCACCAGGCUCUUGCAGACCAAGAAUUAUGACAUCGGGGCGGCUCUGGACACCAUCCAGUAUUCAAAGCAUCCCCCGCCAUUGUGACCGCUUUUGCCCACCUCUUCUGUGUCCCCCUCUUCUGUCUCAUAGUUGUGUUAAGCUAGUGUAGAAUUGCAGGUCUCUGUACAGGCCAGUUUCUCUGCCUUCUUCCAGGAUCAGGGGUUAGGGUGCAAGAAGCGAUUUAGGGCAGCAAAACAAGUGACAUGAAGGGAGCAUCCCCGUGUGUGUGUGCUGAUGUUUCCUGGGUGCUCUGGCUCCUUGCAGCAGGGCUGGGCCUGCGAGACCCAAGGCUCGCUGCAGCAUGCUCCUGACCACUCCCUGCAGGGGCUACAUUAGCAGCCCAGCACAUAGCUUGCCUAAUGGCCUUCCACUUUCUCUCUUUUUUUUUUUUUAAAUGACUCAUAGGUCCCUGACAUUUAGUUGAUGAUUUUCUGCUAGAGACCUGGGACGCUCUGAUUUUAGACAAAGUAAGCCUAGGUGUUGUCAGCAGGUAAGCAGGGAGGGGGCUGGCCUGGCACAGGCAGUGGGGAGGCUGGUGUUGUGGGCUUCCUGCUGGGACUGAGAAGGCUCACGAAGGGCAUCCGUAAUGUUGGUUUCACUGAGAGCUGCCUCCUGGUCUCUUCACCACUGUAGUUCUCUCAUUUUCACACCAUCAGCUGCUUUUAAAAUAAGAUCUCUUUGUAGCCAUCCUAUUAAAUUUAUAAACAAUCUAAUUAAAUGGCAUCAGCACUUUAACCAA